Molecule: messenger RNA, 5510 nt
Organism: Pseudophryne corroboree (corroboree frog)
Lineage: Eukaryota; Metazoa; Chordata; Amphibia; Anura; Myobatrachidae
Gene: SPHKAP
Product: SPHK1 interactor, AKAP domain containing
Exons: 12
Coding region: 152-4963 (1603 amino acids)
Biological process (GO): intracellular protein localization
Cellular component (GO): cytoplasm
Molecular function (GO): protein kinase A binding
Source: RefSeq, a predicted model, not a curated record
AUGGAAGGAGUGGCUAUGCUCCUGUAUCUGAGGAUUCAGUGCAGCUUCACUACCAGCAGAGAGAGUUGCUCCAAGUGAUUCUUACCCUGCGCUAUACUAUAUACGUAGCCUGCUCUGCAUCUCGACAGCCCCACAUGCUGUUCUCCUAAAGAUGUGCUCAUGUGCAUCACAUAGCAGCUGUGAGCUGGCAGCCAUGUAUGGCCCCUUGGACAAAUAUGGGAGCAGUGGCUGCAGCAGUUUGAACGACACGUCAACCAGUAACCUGGGCAGUUCCAUCAUGGCAUGCAAGAAGGUAAUCUGUCCCAGCCGAUCCACAGACUCCUUGGAGUACUGGCUGCAGAAUUCCAAGAACUUGUGCAAGAUCGGACUAGUAGAAGACAGGUUGGAUUCCAACUGCGCAUCUAUCUCUUUUGUAAAUAUCAACGCUUUGAAAGAGGGUUCAAGCCAUGAAGCUUUCAGAAAAAAACUGGACAAAGUAUCUCCAGACCUGCAGAAGCUGAUACAUUCAGUAAGGUCCCAGGAGCUGAGAGAGAAUGAGAUUUUGCUGCUGAGUGGUGUAACAAACAGGAAAUGUGCGCCAACAGCCGAGACCCAACAGGUCAUGUGGCCAAACGAGAUCUGCUUGUUGCAACGUGGGAGAAUGAGGAAAUACUCCUCCAAUUACAUUAUCUUGGAACUAAACAAGUUUCUUCUGGGUCUGGAGCUGGCACAAGAGAAUAACUUGCAGCCUGAUACCAGCGCCAUCCGAGCUGAGGACGACACCAACUGCUCAGUAUCAUCCAUAGAGGAGGAUUUCCUGACUGCCUCUGAACAGCUGGAAGAGAAUAGCGAGGAGGAGAAUAGCAGAGCAGAGUCUCCUGAUGAGAUCAAGAAAGUAAAAAGAAAAGGAACUGAAAACUCUCAGAACAAAAAGAGUAAAGGGACAAAUCUUAAAAAUGAGGAACCAGUUGUGAAUCUUGAGAAUUGGAAAGAGUUGGAGAGAAGCUAUGAAAUGAGGAGACCUUCUCUGAUGGGGCACAGCUUUGAUGAAACUAUUGAGUAUAAAACUGAGAGGAGAAAACCUGUUGGAGAACUGUGUAGGAGUGAAAUAUAUGUUGAGCAGGCUGGAGAUCGCAAUAUCCUGCACGACAAAGUGUGUGGGGUUGAUGACUACACAGACUCUUUUGAAGACCCUGCGACCACAGGCCAGUAUGCAACAAACUUGGCUGAGUGUGUGCUGCAGGAUGCAUUUAUUAGGCUAUCACAAUCUGACAACUCUUUCACCAAGGAGGCAGCUGUCUCUAUCUCAGCCAGUGACUCUGGAGUCAUUUGCAAAGGAGGUUCUCCUGCAGCAUCCCGCUCAUGGAAUGAACUUCCAAAAAUUGUUAUAGUUCAGAGUCCGGACAGUUGUGAGACCCCAACAGAGUGGAUCGAGGAGUCUCAAUGGCCUGAACAGGAGAGUCCCACUAGUGUUUCUGAUCACUGGACAGAUGAGAAGUCAUCUUCAGGCUUCACACAAAGUACACUAGAAGUUGCUUUAGCAUGUGCAGCAUCAGUAAUAGGCACAAUCUCCAGUUCUCAGCCCUCACAGCAAAUUAUAGUGGAACAAAAUUAUAAAAUGGACUCAGAAAAGAAAGACACUGCUGAGACACCCACCACAGACACUGUAGGAUUUCCAGGGGUUGUAUUGGGGACAGAAUUUUCAGUGCCAACUGCUUUGUGUGAAAUGACUCGUGUGGCAAGUGCAGUUGCUGUUUGUGGCCUUAGUGAACAAAAGCAAGGCCAUUACCCGACCACAUCCACUGGACUUUUGGUAGCAGCGGAUGCUUCAGCAGCUGUGACGUUACAUUGUAGCAUAGCUUUGGGAAGCAGCAUGGAAAAACUCAAAGGCAACAUUGCAAAAGCUCUGCUUAGAGAAGCGGCUGUAGUGUUGACUAGUCCAUGCACAUACAGGAAUUUAGAAGAAUUUAUUGAGUCUAUCAAUGAAAAAAUCCGGAGCAGUGUAAGCUCUUGUAAACUGGCUCAUGUGGGCGAUGUUGUUAAUGAUGACCUAGCUCAUAACUUAUCAGAUACAAUACUGAGACAUUCGGCUGAGGAAGCCAUUCAACGGCUGCAGAGUGCUGAGGGCAAACAGUGCUCCAGUGCGCAAAGUGAUUUUGUGUCAACUACCACCGAGCUUCUCUUCAGCGUGAUGGAUUUCACUUGUAAGAAGAUGAGUGAUCUUGUGCAAAGUGGAGACUUGCCUUCUAAUUUUGUGGCUGAUGAUCCUAACUCUGUAGAUCCAGAUUUAAGACAGGUUGAAGACAUGCCUGACAUGCCAAUAGCUAAUAGGGCACCUGGUCAGUGGAACGAAAACCAACUAGCCAAUUUGUACAUUGAGCAAAAACCUGAACCAAUUUCACACAAACUAUCGCAAAAUGAAGCUACAGACAGCAAUACACUACCAGCAGUAACAAAAGCAUCUUGCAGUAAACAGUGCCUGAAAAGGGAACGCUACAAACGUCACCAUAAUGAGCACAGAGCAUUCCUAGCUAGGGAAAGUACUGUCACGGAAGAUGAGUGCAAGUUUUAUGUGCUAGACAAAGAAUCCAUAGACCGGGGUAUAAAUUCAGGGAGUUACGAAAAUCUCAGCUAUGAUCUUAAUAUGUCCAAAGAUUUCACUUUGAAUACAUCAUUGGUGAGUAACUACAAGCUUCUUUCCGCUCAAGCUGUUCUACCACUGAAACAUCCCAUCAGUAAUUACUGCCUAACAGACUUUGCAGAUGAUUUGGCCGAAACGGUUGUUUCUAUGGCCACUGAAAUAGCUGCUAUAUGUUUGGAAAACUCUAAUGGAAGGCAGCCAUGGUUUUGUGCAUGGGCAAAGAGCAGUGAGUGCUUACUGACACCUGGCAGGACAGUGAAAAGAAAAAAAGAGACCUCUUCGGGUGGAUCAGUGGUUAGAAGGCACAGGCCACCGCGCCUCAGUGAGAUAAAGAAGAAGACGGAUGAGCACCCAGAGCUUAAAGAAAGGCUGAUGAACAGAGUGGUGGAUGAGUCAAUCAACCUCGAGGAUGCUCCAGACUCCGUUAAUGCAUUUGCCAACGAAGUGGCCUCCAAAAUAAUGAAUCUAACAGAGUCAUCAGUGGCAGAUUCUCUGUGGCAGGGACAAAAUCUGUCACGGAACAGAUUACACUGUGACAGAUGGAACAGAGGCAAAGCAUCCAGUUAUGAAAGCAUACCUGAGGAAGACCUUUAUGCCAAAAGUCUUCUCAACACGCUUGGUCCUGGAUACCUGCUAGGGCAACCAUUCAGCAGGACCAGCUCCGUGUCCAAACAGUCUAGCUGUGAAAGUAUCACGGAUGAAUUUUCUAGGUUUAUGGUGAAUCAAAUGGAAAACGAGGGAAGAGAAUUUGAACUAUUGUUAGACUAUUAUGCUGGGAAAAAUGCAAAUACUAUUCUGAAUUCUGCAUUGCAGCAGGUGUCUAGGAGAAACAGCCAUUUGAAUGUGAAACCUAGCUGUCUUUCCAAGCAGUCUAGCACAGAGAGUAUAACAGAAGAGUUCUACCGAUACAUGUUAAAGGAAAUAGACAAGGAAAGUAAGGAUAUAUAUUCCAGCAGAAAUACUGCAGAAUGGACGAGUAAGUUGAUGCCUCCCUCACCACGCACCCCUUUCUGCUUCCGACAAUCUUCCAUGCCCUGUAACCGAUCAUCCAGUGCACGUUUGACUGUAAAUGCUCCGGUCAAAGCAAACUCGCUGGAUGGGUUUUCAAGGAGUGGUUCUCGGGAAUUCCUCAACAUUCAACCUGUAAGUGCUAUUUCCUCCACAAAUCUCUGUAAGUCAGACUCCUGCCUUUACCAAAGGUGCCAGACUGACCAAGCUACGGACAUGCUAAUAUAUGAGACCUGGUCCAGCUCCAUUGAGUCACUAAUGCGUAAGAAUAAAAUCAUAGCAGACAGAACUGAUAGCAUAGAUCCAGAAUCCUCACCAAAGGGAUCCCCAGCACAUGUAGACACUUAUGCUAACAAGCUGGCUGUGGACAUCGUUCAGAGUGGAAAAACUCUGAUAGUCCAACAUCAAGAUUCACUUGAUAGCACAAAUAAGGAAAGCUUUAAUAACCAUAAUAUUUCACGAAGUCAGUGCAGCCUUAUGGACAAUGAAGAAACCUUAGCGGUGAGAAGAGAGACAUCCGUUCACCAGGGUGCCUCUUCCACUGGACACAUGGAAGUACCCCUGAUACAGAUUGAAACAGAUCAAAGGGAGGAGACAGAGGAAGAGGACAAAGGAAAUGUACUAGAGAUCACCAUUCUUGAAGAUGUUUCAAAACAAAGUGAAGAGAGAAGCAUCACACAUGUAGGAGUCAGGUCACCGCAAGUAAAGCAGGUAACUGGGAGCUUUCCAAAGGUAACACCAAGACCUGAGUUCCCUACUCCCCUGAGCAGCAGUGAGGAUAGCACGGGCAGCUGGUCACAGCUUGUAAAUGAGGAAGAAAACCCAGAGGAUGCCAGUAGUUUCCUGCAGCUGAGUGAACGAUCUACAAGUAAUGGCAACUGCAGCACAACGAGUAGUGUAGGCGUCACAGACAUGGAGGCUUUUAUGGAAGUUAUUCCGCCGGGUCUGACACCUGACAUGAAACCAGAGAAGCUUGCGACCAAAGAUCUGCAGGAAAAUCCAGAUGAAUGUACCUCUGGGUUAUCAGUGGGCACUGCCAGCUGUCAGCAGGAAGUGUCAGUCUUAAACAUUGACCUGGAUUCUGAGUGCUCGGACCGAGAGCUUCGCACAACUUUGCAGUGGAUUGCUGCAUCAGAGCUAGGAAUACCCACUGUGUACUUCACACAAUCUCAGGAAAGCAGUAUUCAGAAGUUCCUGGAGGUCACACGACUGGUUCAAGCAAAGUCUUGGAAAGUUGGAGAUAUUUUCAGCGCCCUCAUCCUUCACUCCAAGACACAGGUGCAGGGGAGUGUGGCAGUGCCCAGUUUUUUCGACUGGCUCCUGGAGAUGGGAUAGGAUAUAGCUGUUCACUUUUGGGACAAUCUUGGAGUACAGCAUAUCAAGUUUGAACCUUCAUUACAACGCAAAACAGAAAAUACUUUAUUUUGUACCAUGAUUGGAAAAGGAAUGACAGAUUGUAUAUUUAGAAUGUAUUAGACACAGUUUUUUAGGCAUGUGGGCCCUGCUUAAUAUUUUUCUAGUCUCUAUAAAUAUGUAUGUAUUUAUAUCAGGUGGAACAUGUUUGAAUUGUGUAGUUGGACUGUGACCACAUUUUUAAGAUCUAUAGAAACUGAACUUUGAACGAGGUAUAUAAAUUGGCCCUGAAACUAUGCAGUGCUAGCACUGAGAGGGAUGGAGCUGCAUAGCUUUGGCAGUGACUAAUACAUUAUCUUUACAAUUAGAGCACAAAACCAAUGUGAUUUAAUCCUUAUGAUGUAAGUGAGGCUUGUUGUAUGUUAAAUUAUUAAAAAGACUAUAUCAAAACGUCAGAUCAAAAAAUCAUGUCUGUAAUUAAAUGUUGUUGUUUUUUAUUAACAUAAACAUCCCAGAAUCAUACAGUAAA